GUUUAAUUUGAAACAUUUCUAAUGAGCAAAAAAAAAGUGGGGCUGUAGCUUGUGUAGUAAAUUUGCCCAGUACAGGUGGUGAUGACAACCUUUCUCCACAAGAUCACCGCCCUUUACCCGUGAUUGCGAUUCACUGCUGCCGUUUCAGCAGUAUCCCACCGAUUGAAGCUAUCUCCUGUGCUAGAUAAAGUGUUGCUACAUCAUUCACGCGCUUGAGAUAUAAAACAAGCGCUGUAUUGUUCGCUGAAGAGGCUUCCCGACAAGAAGCAGCUGCAUCAAACACACCAAACCGUUAAACGCCGCCCCCUUUUUUACUUCACCAGCUGCCGCUUCGCUUUGAGCCGGCACAAGUGGAGAACCACAAGUCAACUGACGGAGAUGCAAGGCAUGUGGCUUCUGCUCACAGCUGUGCUGUGCUCCAGCACCGCACACGCUUUCAAGGCUGCCGUUUAUGAGCACGUACAAAGUAAAACCAACUCUACAGAACAAGCAGUUGCAGAAAAUUUACAGGCAUACUGGUGGGCCACUGAAAAUGCAUCCAGUGAGGGUGCACACAUCAUCGUGUUUCCAGAAGAUGGCAUCCUCUAUCGAUUGAAAGAUAGGGAAGAAGUGGCCAAGUUUGCCGAGGACGUUCCAGGCAUUAACACGACGAUAUGCGGGUCUCAGAACAUGUCCAUUCUUUCCAACUUGAGCUGCAUGGCACAAAAUAACAGUAUAUACCUGGUGGCCAACCUCAUCGAUAGAAAGCCCUGCAACGAGAGUGACCACAGCUGUCCCCGCGACAAGGUCAAAUAUUUCAACACCAACGUGGCCUUCGACCGCAACGGAACACUCGUCGCCAGGUACCACAAGAACCACUUGUUUAUCGAACCCUUCAUGAACCCUGCUGACCCGUACGAGUUUGCUGUCUUCAACACAGAUUUCGAUGCCCGUGUGGGCCUUUUCAUUUGUUUCGACGUCCUCUUUGCCGAGUCAUCCCUGCUUGUUGAGAAGCACAAUGUCACCCUGGGCGUCAUGAGCAGCUGGUGGUUCGACGAGCUUCCUGGCUGGUACUCGGUUGGAGUACAGCAAGCCUGGUCCAUACACAACGGAAUUCCUCUGCUGGCAUCAGGAAUUCAGCGUCCUGAAUGUAAGCAUUUACUGAAGGGCUCCCUAGGAAGUGGCAUAUACGCUGGACGCCGUGGUCCCCUCAACUACACUUACAGCCCAGAUGGGGAGAGCAAGCUACUGCUGGCCGACCUGUCUAGGACCACAUCACUGAAUCCUAGGUACCCUGGUGACGAGCUUCAUCCUAAGAAGCGUUUGCUGAUGCAAGGGGACGUGAGCGACCAUGCCGCGCAGCUGCUUGGGCGACCCAAGGGUGACAGCCGCGUUUGCCACUGGAGACUUUUGUUGCUCACUCUCGUACGAGACUCGAGAACUCAAUGCAUCCUCGCUGUCUGCAAAUCCGAUAACUACACGGUCUGCAAGAACUUCACGACUCGCUCGACCACAAAGUUCACCAAGCUGCAAUUGACGGCUCAGUUUGCGACAAAUGCCGUGUUCCCCGUGGUGGCUUCGGAUGAGCUAGCCCUAACACCCAAGGACAAGUGGCAGUUUGAGACGACCUCAACCAACGCAAGCACCCUGACUCUCAAAGAAAAUGGCAAGGACGAGGAUAUUCUGCACAUCAUGCUGUAUGCCCGUUUGUACAAUGCUGACAGGUUUACCAAAUGAUUUGACCGACAUGGUCACAGUAGCCACACAUUCGGCACUCAUGACCGCCAGCGUCGUCUAUGUGUAUGAUUGUUUGUUUUUUAACAGGAGGGCACUUUCACUGAUUUGCGUUAGCACUUUGGUUGUUGUUUGCCUAUCAAGUUACAUGUGUUUUUGUUAUUUCAAACCAGUGUCCUUCUUUUUGGCUUUUGUUUCUCUGAGGCUUUAUUGAUUUCGAACGUCAAUUACGUUACUGUUUUGACAAUGAUCAAACACGUGCCUGGAGUAUGCACUGCACAUGCAGUUUACACCAUUACAAGCCCCCCUUUUUUUUUAUAAGGCACACCAAUUGUAUCAGUGAGCACCCGAGUCUUGGACAUUACAAGGUGAAAAACAAGAAUGAGAAGGAAGGGGUCAAAUGUUGCUGCCGACCGUGUUGCAGUUUUCACAGGUCUAGCUAUUUUCCUUACUCCUACUUAUUGAAAAGAUAUCGCGCGGAAUUCGAUAUUGCUAAAGCCAUUGCCAUAGUUACGUGGAGGUCUUAGUAUCACUGAGAAAGUUGUCAUUAAAGCUUUAUUUGCAAGUCUCAGAUUUUAGCUUACUAUUUGCAGUGUAUAUUUAAUGCUCACGGGGGAUCCUGCGGGUAAAUGCAUGUGUGGUGUGAAAGCACUGUCGAAUGCUCAUGGCGGUUUUAUUUAAAGUAUGUUCUAGCACUAUUGGCUCACUUUGUUGUCCAGAGUGUGUCAUAGAUCACAUUUCACUGUUUUCGAGCAAGAUAUAUAUUUUAAUUCUGGAGUAUGUUACAGUGUGCAUUCGUUAAACAAAAUGUUGCCUGCACCUGCUUAAUUUAGUAGUGCAGGCUGACUUAAAUUGCCGAGAAAGGACAGUAUACAGGGCAUGUGAGAAGGCUUUUAUUUUAUGCACCAUGCGAAGAAGGUAUGCCACAUCAAUUAGUACAAUCUAAUAUAAUGGAUGUGUUCCAAUACUCACUGCAGACAACUAAAUAGACAGAUAAAUGGACAACGGGCCAUCUAAAGUCCAAUUACCAAUUCUCGUGUAGCCGGCAAACUAGACAGCUCCGAGAAGACCGCAUCAUAGACAAAUAUGAUGCAAGCUGCUUUGCUGUCCAAAUAAGAUGGCGGCACAGCGAAUCACUCAGGAUAGAUCGGAUCUCGCCAAAAUGGUUGUAUGCACACAAGCAGAUGCUUCUCCAGAUGCUCAAUGUGAGUAAUGUUUAAUUUUUUUAGAUGUCAACACGAAAUAAGCCAGAAAAUACAACAGUUUCUUUGUUUUUAGCUUUGUCUUCUCAACACAAGGUGGCGCCUUGUCGCGUAGAAGCCGUUCAGACGUGUUCCAUUUCUUGGACAGCAUGGGCUCGGUGCUGUUUUCUAAGCUAUCUGCGUAGGCAGUCCAUGUGCUGUCUAAGAAUGGGAACACAGCCGUAAUAUUCAGGCUAUGCAAGUUAAACUGUGAUAAAUGUACAUCGAUGAAUAAACAGACUCCUAUUAGUCAUCAAUGCUGGUCCUCUAUACGUUUGUCAGAAGCAGUGCACAACUGAAAAAUAAUGGCAUGAAGCUGAGUUCAUUGAUAUGUCUGCAUUUUCACAUAAUGUGCGUGUGCAAACGCACAUCUUCACAAGGCAUCGGGACCUAUGCAAAUGUGAUAGAAUGUGUGCCUUUUGGUCGUGCGGUUGUCAACUGUGUAAUAUUGUGCUGAUUGAACAAACAAUAAAGCUUGUUUGAAUUUUAAUAA
This is a messenger RNA of Rhipicephalus microplus (southern cattle tick), 3447 nucleotides long. RefSeq names its product pantetheine hydrolase VNN2-like. The record is from RefSeq and is a predicted model, not a curated record. NCBI's taxonomy places the organism in Eukaryota, Metazoa, Arthropoda, Arachnida, Ixodida, Ixodidae.